Molecule: messenger RNA, 4313 nt
Organism: Protopterus annectens (West African lungfish)
Lineage: Eukaryota; Metazoa; Chordata; Ceratodontiformes; Protopteridae
Product: ceramide-1-phosphate transfer protein-like
Exons: 4
Coding region: 292-1182 (296 amino acids)
Biological process (GO): ceramide transport; intermembrane lipid transfer
Cellular component (GO): membrane; cytoplasm; cytosol
Molecular function (GO): ceramide 1-phosphate binding; ceramide 1-phosphate transfer activity
Source: RefSeq, a predicted model, not a curated record
CAGCUACAGAAAGCUAGCAGGUUAUUGAUAAUUCCAUUCUUAUCAGGACUUGACUGAACCUUGACCUAAUGCAAAACUGACAGAGAAGCAAUCUCUUCUGUUGAGUUCUUUUCUUGAAUGAGCAGCUAUAGGUGAAAUGUUAACCAAGCAGCUGGACUAAGUCAGCAGGACAAAAACGGAGACUGCUUGCAAGCGCAAAGACAUUUUCCUCUACAGUAUAAUGAAGACAUUGUUUUUAUUUCCUUAGAUAUGGCUGGGUUCCUACAAAAUGCUUGGCUGUGAAGUAUAAUCAUGGAUGCGUUAGGACUGCUCUCGCUGAGAUACGUCAGACUUUCUGUGCCUCUUACUAUCCUGCUUCUUCUUAUCUACUUUCUCAGUGUUCAACUGCCAGAUGUACCCCUGUAUGGCUGCAAUGAAAAUGGAAAGCACUGCAAUGAGAAAAACAAGCCAGUGGAAAAACAUCCAGGAAUUGAGAACAACCAGGUGAACUUGGAGAUAAAACCAGAAAAGACAGACCACUUUUUUGAGCACAUUCGACAUUGUGAAGGCAAAGACUUUCAAAUAAGCAGAUUAGUCAGUGCAUUUGAAUCAUGUGUCACAGUAAACAAUGAGAUCUUACUGAAAGAAUACCUUUCAGGAUGGUCAGAGCUUGUCAGGUUUAUGAAUUCACUCGGGACAGUCUUUAGCUUCAUAUCAUAUGAGACAACAAAGAAAAUGAAAAUAUUGCGAGAUUAUCAAAGUGGACCACAUGCCAUAGAAUACCACACUCUCCAGUCCAUGGUGAAGUAUGAGCUGAAAAAUCAUAUCGUCAAUUUCCACGAACCACCUUCUGAUGAAACCCCUUCAGGCUGCAGGACUCUACUUCGUCUUCAUCGUGCACUGAAGUGGUUGGAGCUGUUCCUCUUCAAGCUUGCAAACAGUCAUGAUAAUGAGAAGACAUCAGACCUUUGCAUCGACACCUACCAAUAUGCUCUGGCAAGGUACCACAAUUGGUUUGUAAGGCAGGCAGCAGUAGUAGCAUUUCUGGCCAUGCCAGAAAAGAGAGAGCUCUUUGAGAUUGUCUGUGUCAAGGACAAAGAUGAGGCAAAAUUGGUGCUAACAAGAACAGUCCACUCUCUUUCCAAAGUUUACAAUAUAACUCAGAAAGUCUAUGAGAAACAUCGUAUGCUUGACCUUCCAUGAAGUCACAAAAAGUCGAGAUGAAGUCUAAAGAGGAACUUUGUACCACACCAGUAAAGAAAGUCAGUGUAGCUUUUCCACAGAUAUAAGCAGAAUGGUUGGACUUUCAGCAGUCCAUCUCUAAGCCUUACCAAGAACCAUUUUUUAACCAUGUUCAAUUGAUCUGUGGUAUUUGGAGUGGUACAUGAGACUUCUCUGAUUACGACUUUCACCUUAACCAUAAGAUUACAUUGUUAGCAUCAGAGAAUCAGGUGAAAGAUUUCCUCUUGAUACUGCAAUAAAAUGCUUUAUACCCAAACUUCAGUGUCAUAUCAGCUAAAUCACUUUAAGGAGGAAAUGCAAAUCUGUUAUGUUGUUUUACAUACAGCAGAAAUUUAUAGAAGCUCCAAUUUUUUUUUACAGUAUGCUCACAGUAAACUAGUAGUGCAAUGAAAAAUAUCUUUAAAAAAGUUAAAGUCAUACGUGCCUUCAUACUUUGCAGGUAUAUCUGUCCACUUAGAAUCUGUGUUAUGCAUCACGAAUAUACACAUUUCUUUCUCUUCCAGUUCUGCAGUAAUUCUUGGUUUCUUGAGAGAAAAAAAAGUAAAAGUGUAAAAUGUUUAACUUUUGGAACUAAAAAAAUGUAUUUCGAAGUUAACACUGGAAAAUUAUAUUUAAUCCCAGGUAAUUCACAGUAAAAAUAUCCAAUGAGAUCUAAUAUCUAAAUUUGUACAGUUUCAAAUGAUGAUGAUUUAAAGGAUUGUUAAUGCUGAUUUUUUCCCAAAAUGUAUAUAUUAGUAUGAAUAUGAGGAAACAGUGGUCCAGCGUGCUAAAAAAGGAUCCCUUUCCCUUAAAAAGGCAAUUCCACCAAAGGUCUUAUUUUUUGGUAGUAAGGCUGACACUUCUGCCUGAUUGCUGUUUUCUCAGGGUUUAGUGGUUAGUAUGUGUCUAUCUGCCUUGAAGACUGUGUAUUUUGUCCUUGUCAUCAGACAGAUAUGUAUUAUUCACUAUCAUUUUAUACAUGGGAUGAGCAAUAACAUGAAAAGCAUGCUGAUUGCCUUAGGUAGCAUUUUUACAUUGUCUGAAUAAAGGCAUUUUGAGAGGGGUCAGAAACAAUUGUAGAGUAAUAGGGCAUGCACUUAUAUAGCCAAAGAAUUGCAUGGUAUGAAAACAAGCAAGUGGACAGUGACUAGAUGAGCGACAGUAACAUAAUAUAAAGUUAAUUACAUAUGGAAUAUCACUGGAGGGGGAUGUUUAUGACAUGCUGUAGCUAGAGAAGGUAUUUCAUUAUGGAUAGAGAAAUGCACUAUAUUUUGUUUUUAACAAGUGCAUUUGUAAAGGGUAUUAUGGCCAUACCGAGCACAGAGGUAGAGGGCUUAGUCUAGGAUGAUACAGCACAGUAGUGUUUUAUAGGUUCUAAUAGUCAGAUAGACAGCUUCAUGUAAUCUCACAUCAGUGUUAGUGCAGUAAAUAUGUGACAAUAAUAAGUACUGAUAGUUGUGUUAUUAAAGGGUUAAUAACAUUCUGGUUAGAUGGGCACUGACAAAGUCGUGAGUUACUAAGGUGACAUUUUAGGUUUAUGUUUGAAGCUGUGAAUGGUACUCAUUUGUUUUAUUUAUGUUUAGAUAAACAUAGAAAAAAAGGGGUUGCCAUAGUUAUUAUAAGAUUUGUGUGUUAGGGUUAAGUGCUGAUUCGUGGAUCUUACUUGUUUAGCCAGUAGGCAAGCCUGGAACCUAUGUGAUCAGUUUAACACUUGGAAAAGUGUUUUUAUUUGUGCAUAAGUAAGCAAGUUAUGAAGCUGCAGCCAGUUUAUUUUUGAGCACAACACAGUAAUGAGUUUUGGAGUUUAUGUCCGUAGCAAAUUUGUUGAUUUUGUUAAAGCUUUAUUCUAGUUUGGACAGCUACUCAGACUGUAGAUUUGUGAAGACUUUGGAAGCAUACAGCAGGCUGGUUAGUAGAAGAAAGGCUUCAGUCACUAUUCCAGUCUGGUUAAUUUGGUUAAUAGGUAGGGUUUAGACUUGUCCAGCAAGCCAAGUUUCUAACUGGUCUUCUGGACUACAUAUUGGUUAUGAUGAUCAAAUUCUAAGUUUUUAUCAGUUAUUACCCUAGUAGUUUUGUAUGUUUGAUUUGCUCAAUAUAAAUGUCAUUAGAGGAAGUUAUAUUUAAUGUUAGCAUUUAUGAUGACUGAUUUUUUUUACAGUUUAAAAAAGGUUGAGGUUUUUGGAGCUAGGUUACCGUAGAUAGGAAAAUAUCUUGUUUUGUAGUCUGCAGGUGGAGUUGACAAGAAGAUGAGCAGAUCAUGGCAGAGCCAUCUGUGUGUUGUAUAAUAACUUGUUUUAAUGCUGUUCACAUAUAAUUAAUAAAUACGUUAAAGAGGAGAUGGCCUAAUAUGAAGCCUUGGAGGACACCUAUUUGUAGAGAUUUCUUGGUAGACCUUCCAAGAGCAUUCUGUCAAUUUGCACAUGGACUUCUAUCAGUGAAAUAAUUACUGAACAAAGCUAUUUUUUUCAUUGACAUCAAGGGCGAGAUAUUGUGUCCAAGGCUUUAAAGAAGUCAAAGAACUGGGUGCCCUUUAUUUCAUUAUUGGUUUACAGUGUCCAGAAAGGGUAGUAGAGUUGCUUCAGUACUAUGGUGUGGGAUUUUGUUUUUUGCUGUUUCCAUACGCACUUGAAAAUAAGUCAUGCUAACUUAAUAAAUAGCUUCCAUUUACCUUGUCAGUAUUGUCAGUAUUAUAAAUGUAAUACUGAUGUUUUCAAUGAAAAAAAUAUUUUGCUUUGAAGUCUCUUGAGAUCAGAAAAAGACAAAAUCUUAAGAUGUAUACCCUAUAACAGUUUUUGACAAUGUAUUCACCACACAUACAGACUAAAUGCAAAUAUAAUUUGAUAACUUCUUGUUAGGAAUCUCUGACAUAAAAAAAAUGCUCACCACAUAUUAAACACCCUAGCUACUAAAUAUAGGGUUGCUCUGAUUUCCUGUAGUCAGACAUGGAACUUUGUUUCCUGCUACCAUUUACAUAAAACGUCUACAUCUAAAAGUUUUAUUCCAGUAGUUCUUUUUACAAGGUCUUUGCCAUUUUCAUCAGCAGCCUUGUAUUAUUAUGUAGCUUUACAUAGUACUGGAAUUAUCAAACUAUCACAAAUAAAAUAUUGUAUUUA